AUGGGCUCCAGCCCACCCGCAACCAAGAAGCUCGACCACCUCCUUCCCAACCCACCCAAACAUAACCUCGUCUCGCACUUCAUCCUCGGAGAGAUAAUCGACCACAUCUCUCUGAUCGAAGAUGACUUCCCAGGAGUCGACGUCCCACUGUUCAAGGAUCAUCUCUGGGCCAUCAGGAACAAGAAUGUCAAACCUGAGGGACAUCUACGAGGAUUCCUGAAUGUGUUCAAGGGCACCCAGGUCUUCAAAGAUGCUUUCGAUGAGCUGGAUGAUGGGAUGAAAGUCCAGCUGAAAACUUUCAUUGCUGGAGGAAGCGAGGAGGUUGUUUGGGCUGCUGGCGGAAAGGGAGAUGCUUUUCAUCUCCCUCCCAGUCCUGCCGUGAAGCAUCAUUUCAGAGAGGUUGCGAAGGUGGUCGAGGAGAAGCUUGGGAAUCUUUGCCAUCAUAAGAGACAUGCAAAUGGUGCUAAUGGAACUAAUGACAUUGCCAUUAGGCAAGUCAAGAAGGUCCAAGAGCAGUUUGAGAAGGCCCAAGAGCAGGUUAAGAAAGUCCAAGAGAGGGUUCAAGAGCAGGUUGGAAAGGUCCAAGAGCGGGCUGAGAAGGUCCAAGAGCAGGUUGAGACAAUCCAAGAUCAGGUUGAGACAGUCCAAAAGACGGUCCACGAGACGGUGGACGAGAUUUUUCAUCAUGGACACUAUGAUCAUGCGGUCAAUGAAAGCGCAUCCAAAGAAGAUGUCGUUGAUGAAUUCGCUGUCAAGCCACCAGUCACUAAUGGGCAUCAUGUGGAGAAAGUCAAAGAUGGAUUAGAAAAGCUUUUCCACCAUGAGAAUCAUUCGUCUGGUACCAACGGCAAUGCAAACAACGGAUACAUUGUCGAUGAGUUCGCCGUCCAACCACCAGUCACCAUUGGGCACGUCGAAAAACCAAUCUCAAGCAUUGCAAGCUUUCCUCAUAUCUUUGAGGAUCAGGCUCAGACCAAGGCUAUGGAGGUAUAUGGCAACAAAGAAUUCCAAAACUGGGGCCAAACUGUGCGCAAUACACCGCUGUGGACAUUCAUCCCAAAGACCAUCCUCGGCCUACAGAAUCUAGUCAAGUGGGCGAAACUCCAUGACCUCAGAGUCCGCUGUGGUGGAUACAGACAUUCAUGGUGCUCUACCUUCUCUCAGGACAAGCACAUCCUGGUAUCGCUAUUAAAUCUCGAGGAGGUUACUAAGCUACCAGAUGCAAUGAGCAUCGAGGCCGAGUACAUCGAUCCAGAGAACGAGCUCAAGACCAUCAAACUCGGAGGUCCGACAGGGGUAAAACCCCAACCAGGCAAGGCCUUGGUGACAGUUGGAGUCUCUGUGACCAAUGAGCAGUUCCGACGAUGGGCUGUGGUCAAUGACCAGUGGACUCUCCCUGUGGAUGUGAUUCUUGUGGAAGUUACAGUUGGAGGUGUGAACGGACCCAUCUGCCAUGGAGCGGGCCGCCAACACCAGACAGUGAACGACUACGUUCGUGCAGUAGAGUACGUGGACGCCAACGGCGAACACCGUACUAUCUCAGAUCCCGAGCACCUCAAGGCAGCAGCAGGUCACUUUGGCCUGCUGGGCAUAGUUACCCAUCUCACGUUCGAACUCGACAAGAUGUCCUAUGCUGUCAUGCAACCCGUAAAGCCAGACAUCGGCCUCGCAAUUCCACCCCUCGCCCUGGAAGAUAUUCCCAUUGCCCUGCGCAAAACCUUCACAGAAAAGCAAUACAAAGACGCCCUCACCGACUUCGAAAAGCGCGCCUCAGACGAUUACUACUCCGAAUGGUUCUGGUUUCCCCGCUCCCAGCAGGCCUGGGUCAACUCCUGGAACACCACAGACGACAAAACCAACGUCGUCGAGUACCCCAGCCCCUUCCUGACCUGGUGUCAAUGGGUCGAAGGUUGGCUCGGCUACGUGAUAACCACGAAUCCGAUAUUUCAAGAAUUCCCCGGCCGUUGGCAAGCCGAGAUCCUCGCCACAUUCAGCAUGGUCAACCUCCCACCCUUCGAAUUCUCCUCCUACAAGCAAGAGCAACUCGAGACGAUCGUUACCUCCCUCCCCAACGCCUUGCACUUCCGGCGCGGCAUCCAAAACAUGCGAGUCCGGGACAUGGAAUUCCAGAUCCCGAUCCCCGGGAAGAAGGACGACCCUUCUAAGCCGGAUUAUAGUGUGGUGCAGAAAGCGUGGUGGGACAUCAUUAACCUGACUUAUGAGGACGAUGAAUGCCCUAUGCGUUUGACGAUGGAGUUGCGCAUCAUGGGCGACUCGAAACUCAUUAUGGCGCCGCAGAACGGGAACAGGCAUGGCACGGCGAGUAUCGAGGUGUUGAGUAUCCCUGAUGCGGUGACGGAUGACGAGUGGGAGCCUUUCAUGCAACGUGUUGCCGAUCUGUGGCUGGGUUAUAAGGAUGAAAAUGGGGAGCUGUUGAACGUUAGGCCACAUUGGGCGAAGGAGUGGGAGAAAAUCACCAUGCGCGGCAAGCCAGCGCUACAGCACCUCAAGGAAGACGCCUACAAAGACGCCAUCCCAAAGUUCAAAGCUACCUUAGCUGAUAUCGGCGCAGUCCAAGGCUGGGACCUUAAUGAUCUGCAAAAGCGAUUCUCGAAUGAGCUGUGGGAUUAUGUGAUCUAUUCUUAA
Molecule: messenger RNA, 2646 nt
Organism: Hyaloscypha bicolor E
Lineage: Eukaryota; Fungi; Ascomycota; Leotiomycetes; Helotiales; Hyaloscyphaceae
Exons: 3
Coding region: 1-2646 (881 amino acids)
Cellular component (GO): mitochondrion
Molecular function (GO): FAD binding; D-arabinono-1,4-lactone oxidase activity
Source: RefSeq, a predicted model, not a curated record